Messenger RNA from Musa acuminata AAA Group (dessert banana), 1314 nucleotides. Its product is annotated as delta(12)-acyl-lipid-desaturase. The transcript has a single exon. The record is from RefSeq and is a predicted model, not a curated record. Gene Ontology annotation, molecular function: oxidoreductase activity, acting on paired donors, with oxidation of a pair of donors resulting in the reduction of molecular oxygen to two molecules of water. The coding region runs from base 43 to 1170 and encodes 375 amino acids. Gene Ontology annotation, biological process: lipid metabolic process. NCBI's taxonomy places the organism in Eukaryota, Viridiplantae, Streptophyta, Magnoliopsida, Zingiberales, Musaceae.
GGAGGAGGAGGAGGAGGAGGAGGAGGGGAUUUGGGCGGACGCAUGACGGAAAUGAAACGGGCAGAGGAGAAGCGCCCCCUCCGGCGCUCACCCACCGAGAAGCCCCCCUUCACCCUGAGCCAGAUCAAGAAGGCCAUUCCCCCUCACUGCUUCGACCGCUCCCUGCUCCGCUCCUUUUCCUACGUCGUCCUCGACCUGCUCUUCGCAGCACUCUUUCUCUACUUCGCAGUGGCAAUCAUCCCAAAGCUUCCGCCCGGACUCGUCCUCGCUGCCUGGCCACUCUACUGGAUCCUGCAGGGCUGCGUCCUCACCGGCGUGUGGGUCAUUGCCCACGAGUGCGGCCACCACGCCUUCUCCGACAACUCCCUCCUCGACGACGUGGUCGGCCUCGUCCUCCACUCCGUCCUCCUCGUUCCCUACUUCUCCUGGAAGUACAGCCACCGCCGGCACCACUCCAACACCGGCUCCAUCGAUCGCGACGAGGUCUUCGUCCCCAAGCCCAAGUCCGCCGUCCCAUGGUUCACCAAGUACCUCAACAACCCGCCCGGCCGCGUCCUCACCCUAGCCAUCACCCUCACCCUCGGCUGGCCUCUGUACCUCGCCUUCAACGUCUCUGGCCGUCCUUACCCCCGCUUCGCCUGCCACUUCGACCCCUACGGGCCUAUCUUCUCGGACCGGGAGCGAUCCCAGGUCGUCAUCUCCGACGCCGGUCUGAUGGCGGUAUCGUACGUCCUCUACCGCAUCGCCGCCGGCUACGGCUUCUGGUGGCUGGUCCGGGUGUACGGCGUGCCGCUUCUGAUCGUGAACGGGUGGUUAGUCCUCAUUACCUACCUGCAGCACACGCACCCGUCGCUGCCCCACUACGACUCCGGCGAGUGGGACUGGAUGCGGGGGGCGCUGGCGACGGUGGACAGGGACUACGGGCUGCUGAACAAGGUGUUCCACAAUAUCACCGACACCCACGUCGCCCACCACCUCUUCUCGACGAUGCCACACUACCACGCCAUGGAGGCGACGCAGGCCAUCAAGCCGGUGCUGGGGGAGUACUACCAGUUCGACGGCACGCCGCUGCUGAAGGCCAUGUGGAGGGAGGCGCAGGAGUGCAUCUACGUGGAGCCAGACGAGGGGAGCAGGAAGAAGGGGGUCUUUUGGUAUCGAAACAAGCUGUAGAUGAUGGCGGCACCGUCGCUUGUGUGCCGUCGGGUGCAUCGUUCUUUUCGUGUAGGAUUUGUCCUUUGCCACGUUGAAAAGAUCUAAGAGAAAGGUAAGAACUACAAGCAACCGUAAUACUAAAUCUUUUCGUCUUCGUUGUCA